Ziziphus jujuba (common jujube) is the source of this 2547-nucleotide messenger RNA. RefSeq names its product disease resistance protein RPP13. The transcript has a single exon. Gene Ontology annotation, molecular function: ADP binding. NCBI's taxonomy places the organism in Eukaryota, Viridiplantae, Streptophyta, Magnoliopsida, Rosales, Rhamnaceae. Gene Ontology annotation, biological process: defense response to other organism. The record is from RefSeq and is a predicted model, not a curated record. The coding region runs from base 9 to 2393 and encodes 794 amino acids.
AAUAAAUAAUGUUUAUGCUAACAAAGCAACAUACGGGUAUCAGUGAAGAUCAAUCGAGUAUCGAUGCGGCAGAGGCAGAACAAGCACUUCAAAAAAGGAGGAGGAAAGUUGAGGAAGAUAAUGUGGUAGGCUUCAUCCAUGACACAACAACAUUGGUAAGCCAACUUACUGAUAAGAAAAAGAAAUUAGAACUUGAUGUCAUUUCAAUUGUUGGCAUGGGUGGCUUAGGCAAAACUACUCUUGCCAAAAAAAUCUAUAACAACACUCAUGUCAAAAAUCAUUUUGAUUGUUGUGCAUGGGUAUAUGUAUCUCAAGAGUACAAGUCCAGAAGUUUGUUUCUUGACAUUCUCAAGUGUUUCAGUAUGCCCGAAUUAGACAAAAUAUAUGAAAUGUCUGAUGAAGAGCUUGAAUUGACACUUUCUAACUACCUCAAAGGAAAAAGGUACUUUGUUGUCAUGGAUGACAUUUGGAAAACUCAAGUAUGGGAGGAGAUAGGAGGUGUUUUUCCUGAUGAGUUAAAUGGAAGUAGAUUACUAAUAACCUCUCGCGAAAAAGAGGUUGCUUCGCAUGCUAGUGCUGCUCCUCCUUAUUUCUUACCAUUUCUUAAUAAUCAUGAAAGCUGGGAACUUUUAUGUAAGAAAGUGUUUCGAGGAGAAGAGUGCCCUCCCAAUCUGGUAUCUCUAGGAAUGCAACUUGCAGAAAGUUGUACAGGAUUACCACUUUCAAUUGUUGUAUUAGGAGGUAUUCUAGCAAACAAAGAAAAGUCACCUCAAACAUGGUCCAAAUUUGUUGGCCAUGUCAACUCCUACCUUACUGAGGACAGGGCUCGAUGCUUAGAUAUUCUAGGUUUAAGUUACAAACACUUGCCACUUAAGUUAAAACCAUGCUUUCUAUAUGUUGGUAUGUUUCCUGAAGACUAUGAGAUACAAACACAAGAAUUAAUCAAAUUGUGGAUAUCUGAGAGACUUGUACAACAAAUUGGAAAUAGAAAGGUGAAUGAUGUAGCAGAAGAUUACUUGGAGGAGCUCAUUGAUCGAAGCUUGAUCCAAGUGGCAAGUAGAAGAAAAGUAGGAAGUAUAAAAACAUGCCGUAUCCAUGAUCUCCUACGAGACUUGUGCAUUAAAGAGAGUGACCAAGAUAAUUUCUUCAAGGUUCAUUCAGUAGCUAACUUUCUAUCCCCUGCCACCAAGCCUCGAAGACUUUGCAUCUACGGCGACAUUAAUACUGCUCCAUCUGUCUCCUUUAACAACUGUGAUGCAUCAUAUGCUCGCUCUCUGCUCUUCUUUUGCCAAGGAGGUAAAUUUCUGGAAAAUCAAUGGGAAUGGGUCUGCAAAGGCUUUAAGUAUGUUCAGGUUUUGAGGCUUUUCGAUGUGGGCCAUUUAAGUUCAAUUCCAAAAGAAAUAGAAAAGCUCAUCUUUCUGAGACACUUUAGCAUACAUUAUGAUCUUUCACAUAUGUUCGAGAUGGAUACAAUUCCAGAUACGAUAUGCAAUCUUCGAUAUCUUGAAACGGUUGACAUCCAAAUCAACAUAACCAGCCGGUUUUGGCUAAAGAAUAUAUGGAAAUUGAAACAAUUAAGAUAUCUAAGCUUCCGUACAGCACCAAGUGUAUUGCCAGAGCAUCGAAGAAAGGAUGACACUUUGUGGAAUCUCCAAGUCGUUGACGGCAUAAGUGUUGAUAAGAAAACUGCACUUGUCAUUCCCAAGUUCCCAAAUCUAACAAAGCUGAAAUUAUACAAAGAUUACAGAGAUCAUGUGAAGAAAUCUGAUGCUACAGAAGUACUGACAAGACUUGAGAAUUUACAAUGCCUGCAAACUUUGCAACUCUAUGAAUUCCCGGAAUUCGAGCCAUCUGGUUUGAAAAGUUUUCCAUCAACACUCACAAGGGUAAGCUUGUAUCGUUCAUACGUGGAUUUGCAGCUCAUGAAAAUCCUUGCAAAGCUUCCAAAUUUGUGUGAGCUAAAGAUAAGAGAAGCAAGAAAUUUCCCUAGUAAGUAUAGUGUGGUUGCAGGUGAGUUUCUUCAACUACAAGUUUUCAAAUUGAUUGCCAACAGAAUUAGAAUGUGGGAACUGGAUAUGGAUGCAAUGCCAAACCUCCAGCAUUUGGUCUUCAUCCAUGAUAGUAACUGUGAAGUUCUGCCAGACCAACUUUGGUGCAGGACCACGACCAUGACAACGACAACGACAAUGAAAUUUGUAGAGAUAGCGAUGUACGAAGCUGAUUCAUUGCGUAACAAGCUAUGGACAAUGAAUUGUGUGAAGGAGGAGCGAUUUGUAGAGAGCAGGAUGAUGUCACAUUAUAGCAGGGGACCUGUCUGGGAAUUGACCAUCAACAAUGGAUUAACUAAGGUCUUUCUUAUGAAGAUUGCCCUCUCAAAAUGUCAUUCUUCAUGAACAGUAUAUGGUUCAAGUUUGUAACUUUUGUUGUAUAUGAUCAUGUGUUACUCGUAUCUAGCUAUGACUAUGCAUUUGUUUGUUUUUAAUUUAGCAAUGUUAUAUAUGCAUGUAAUUUUUAGUUCAUGAUUCAAUAAAUAACUCUUUUUAAUGA